CCUCCCAUCAUCAGAAGCCCAUGGAGCGCGCGCCAGGGGCCGGCCGACAUCGACAACUUUUGGUGCAGCAUUACUUGCCGUGCCGAGACAAGUCUCGUGGGACUGCAAUCGAUAAACAUAGCUGCUAUCCAAGACGUCCAUCGUCACUUCUGCUGUUCUAGGCCUCCUCGGAAAACCACCUGUCCACCGUGGGAAACGCUACUUGCCACGCCCGCUACAGCUCGGCACACGACCACUACUCGAGCGCCGUCGUUGUUCGACGAGAUAUGCCAUCGUCAUAAGCGUCGCUGCCCUCCAUCGCCAACAUGGUCGUCGCCAUGGCGUUUCCCCGUCGCCUCUUGCGGAUCCUCGGCCCUAUUGCUGUUGUCCUCCUAGCCACCGUCAUAGUCAGUCAGCUUAUCGCCAACAAGGGUCUGGCCUCGCCGUGGUCAGCCUCAUCACGGCAGUCCAACGCCAACUAUGAGCGUGUGCCGCCAAAGUACGAUCCCAAGCGCAUGCACCUGCUCAUCCCUGCCACGAGCACAAACCACCACCUAUGCCAGCUGCUCACCACGGCGGCUCUCAUGGGCUAUCCGGCGCCCGUCCUUAUCAACUAUGGCGCGCCCGAGGACAAGGAUGACUACAAGCAGCACUUGACAAAGGUGGCUGGCGUGCUCGACUACUUGCACUCGCUCCCGGAGUCCGAGGACGACGAGCUCGUCUUUAUGAUUGACGGUUUCGAUGCCUGGUUCCAGCUCCCAGGCAAUGUCAUGCUCAAGCGUUAUUACGACACGGUCGAGGCCGGUCACCGUCAGAACGUCGCCUCCUAUGGCCAGGAUGUCGUGGACGAGAAUGGCAUCCGCGACACCGUCAUCUUUGGUUCUGACAAGGUCUGCUGGCCUGGUGGCUGGGAGCGCCCUGCCUGCUGGGCGGUGCCCGAGUCUCGUCUGUCGUCAAAAUCAUUUGGUCCAUAUACAGACCAAGGUGCCCUUGAGCACACUCGACCACGCUGGCUCAACUCUGGCACCAUCAUGGGGCCCGUCCGCGAGGUCCGCGACGUGUUUGAGGCUGCUCAGAGGAAGAUUGAGGAGAACCAUGUGACGGAUUCAGAUCAGUACUACUUUGGCAUCGUGCAGGGCGAGCAAUCAUACAAGCGCCGGAUACUCAAGAUGGAGGCCGAUCAAGCCAAGGGCUACGAUAUCUCGGAGAUGGAGCUGUUCCUGCGGCCGAAACGGCCGGAGAAGGACAUCCCCAAGCCGCCCAAGGGGGCGCGAACAGAGUACUACAUCGGUAUCGACUACGAGUCCAACUUGUGGCAAACGAUUGCCUAUUAUGAUGAGUACCUCACCUGGGUGCGGCACAACAUCUCGGAGCAGUAUAUGCCGGGCGUGAUGGGAUGGGACUACCAGUACCCCAACUACAUCCUGCCGGACGAUCUCGUGAGCUUCUCACGCUCCCCGCUGUCUGCGAGCGCGCGACCGAACGACGCGAGGAACGUCAACGACGACAUGCCCGAGGAGUUAUUCUCUUGGUCGACUGUGCCGCUCGUCGUCAAUACGGCGUCCAUGACGAUCCCGCCUGUCGUCCACUUCACAGGAAAGAAGGCUUACCGCGAGAUCUGGUGGGGCCGUAGCUGGUUUUACCCACACCAGAAGAGCAUGCUCGAGGCCCUGCGACGCCGGGGGCCCGUCAAGACCGGCCCGCACCGCGACGCGGCGGCUGGCGCGUGGACGCUCCUCGACAAAGAGCUCGGUUGGGUGGACUGGGAGGACGGGCUGUGCCAGCCGUUUGAGCGCAAGCUGCAGGGCUUGGAAGAGCUGGACCCUUCUGAGCUCGGGUUCGGCAACAACUGGGGUUGAUGCAGCUGGAUGAGAGAUAUCAGUUGAUUAUUGAUGGAGACUGAUUUGGUCUUGUGAUAGCAUCCGUGGCAUUGGGCAUUUACGCGGCAGGAAAAGCCGCUGUUUCUGGAGUAUUGCACGAUUUUCAAUAUCAUAGAAUAUCUGGAAGACAGAUGAGGCAGGAAUCAUUGGGCGAACUUGCAUUGCGCUCCUCUG
Microdochium trichocladiopsis is the source of this 2033-nucleotide messenger RNA. RefSeq lists its product as uncharacterized. Lineage: Eukaryota; Fungi; Ascomycota; Sordariomycetes; Xylariales; Microdochiaceae. Bases 306 to 1838 code for a protein of 510 amino acids. The transcript has a single exon. The record is from RefSeq and is a predicted model, not a curated record.